AAAAUAUUCCAAUAAUCAGCACGGUGCAAAAACAAAACGCUAACGUUACCACAACAAAACUUUUAUCUUUCGAAGAAAAAGAUAAAAUAUGAUUUCGUUGUAAUUCUUUGGGCUAACUAAAGGAUAAUUCACAAAAAUGACUUCAGACAAUCGUAAGUACCCAUUUGAUCCAUUACAAUUACGAGAGUUAAUUCAAUAAUGACCUCUAGUUUCAUAUAAAUCUAGUUCAAAUGUUUACUUUCUUCUGAUAUCAUUUGUACCUGAUAUUUUAUUAACAUUUGGGAACAGUAUCAAUCUAUGAACCUUCUUGAAUCUGUAUAAAAUGAUUCAUAAGUUUUCUUGUAACGCGAAUUUUUUACGUAAUGCUCUAUGUGUAUGCAAAAAUCGUCUUUAAUGUACGACUAUAAGGUCGUGUUGUGUGUCACACAAUUGUUCUAUGGCUAUUCAGAUUUGUGCUGUCUACAGAUCAAAUUCUUUAAUAACUCUUUCAGUCCUCAAGCCUACAGAACAUGCGGUAGACCACUACAGGCAGCGGUUUAACUGGGAUUGUGGAGUGUCGUGUGUCUUGAUGCUGCUCCCCAAAGAAAAGAGGGAGUACAUCCUGGAGAACUUCACUCAGAUCUGCGAAGAGGAGGGAUUCAGACAAUCCACUUGGACUAUUGAUUUGUGCUAUCUGCUAAAGAGGUUUGGCAUUAAGCAUCGCAUGAACACCACAAUGUUUGGAGUCAAUGAGGCAUACAGCCGCUAUGGGUAUUAUGACAAAAUUAUUCACUUGGAUAGAGAGCGCGUGCAACGUAGAUUCGAAGAAGCCAAAAGCCAAGGUCUGAAGGUGGAACAGCACUCCACCAGUACCGAGGAGCUGUUGCGGCACCUCUCGCAGCACGGGCCCGCCAUAGUACUGGUUGACGCGGGGCUACUGGUCUGCGAUUUUUGCAAGCAUAAUAAGCUGAAGGUGGAAUUCAGGCGCUGCUUCGGCGGCAGCUACUCGGGGCACUACAUCCUGGUGGUGGGGUUCAGCGGGCGCAAGGUGUUGUACCGCGACCCGGCGCUGAGCGAGCGCGUGUGCGGCGCCGCGCCCGCCGCGCUGCACCGCGCCCGCCGCGCGCCCGGCACCGACCACGACCUCAUACUCGUCUACACCGACAGCUGAUGUUGGCGGAACAGACGCAGGUCAUGUGUCGGCCUCGGCCACCUGCAUACAGGAAAACUCUCUUCAGCUAAACUUUACGCUCUGCCAACAUGGCCGAAGGUUCCUAGCGAGCGCCGAAAUUGAACGAAAUAAAUAUAUUUAUGUAUAACUCAAAACAAAUUAAAAGAUAAUUUGUCAUGUGGGUCGACAGCCGAUGAGGAAUCUAUUAAUUGAUCUUUUGAAUAAAUAUAACACGUUUUUUUUCAUUUCACUGUAAACGCAUUAUAGGUAUUUCAAUUGUUUUUAUGACUCACUAUUUUUUUGGCGCGAAUAGACAUUAUUGCUAAUGCUGCCUUGGCGGCCAAUAAAUCCUUGUUAAUGUAUUAUGUUUAAUUUUAUUCAUUUGAAACAAUUAUUGUUGUACAUAAAAAUAUAUAAAAGCAAGACAACAUAAAUAUCGUA
This is a messenger RNA of Manduca sexta (tobacco hornworm), 1591 nucleotides long. Its product is annotated as protein GUCD1. The transcript is spliced from 5 exons. Bases 437 to 1150 code for a protein of 237 amino acids. The record is from RefSeq and is a predicted model, not a curated record. NCBI's taxonomy places the organism in Eukaryota, Metazoa, Arthropoda, Insecta, Lepidoptera, Sphingidae.